GUUAUUAUAAUACACAUCGCAGUCCCAGCGGCAUUGUAUCAUUGCGAUUUGUCUCGACGUUUUGUUAUUUAAUUUUGUUUUCCCCGUACCCUCUUUCCUACGGCCUUUUUUUCAUUUUAUUUUAUUUAUCCGUCGUCUCCCCGGUCUCGUUUUACACUAUCUACUACAACUGUAUGUCGUACAGUACUUACUAUUAUUUUUGUACGUACGAUCGAUCCCGUUUAAUAACUAUCCGCAUAACGAUAUCAUUAUAUUCUCGCAGUCAAUACAUAUUAUAUAUAAUAUAUAUAUAUAUAUAAUACCGUACGCCUCUCCCGUCUUAUUUUCUCGUUUGUUUUUCAUAAAACGCACAAUCGGUCACUUCGCAAUCGUCGCCGCACGCGUUUCAUCGCGCCGUCAGUCGGAUAGAACAUAGUAAAACAAUAAUAUCAUAAUAUUAUAUUAUGAGAUCGAUAUACACAAUAUAAUAACAUCGUAGUAUAUACGUCGAUACGCCGUUUGCACAGUACCCCGCCGUGUUGUCCAGAUACGUAGCAUCAAUAUGACACCUGUUAUUAAACUAAAAAACAAAAAUAAUUUAAAUGUAUCUCCAUUGAAUCUAAAUUCAAACAUGAUUUAUUUUAAUAAUAAUCUUCGUGGUCAAGAAGAAAAGCCUUUAAAAUCUAUACAAGAUUGUUUAAAUGUCGACGAUCAACUAUUGAUCAAUAUAAAUAACGUAUCAGCUAGUUUUAAUGUGAAAUUACAUUUAAAUCUCAGACAUUUAGCAUUGCAUGGUCAUAAUGUGGAGUAUAAACGUGAAAAAGCGAAACUUAUAAUGAAGUUACGUAAGCCAAGCACUACAGCAAAUAUAUGGUCGAGUGGGAAAAUAGUUUGUAUAGGUUCAGCAUCUGAAUAUGAUUCGAAAAUAGCUUCAAAACGUAUUGCUAGGAUUAUUCAAAGAUUGGGAUAUGCUGAAGCAAAAUUUAGUGGUUUCAAAAUUGUCAAUGUUCUCGGCACAUGUAGCUUUCCAUUUUAUAUCAGAAUUAUACAAUUUUCCGAAAAAUACAAAUCAAAUUCUCAGUAUGAACCUGAAUUACACCCCGGCGUCACUUACAGAAUUAAAGAAUUUAAAGCUACAUUAAAAAUAUACUCUACUGGUAGCAUAACAGUAAAUGCUCCGAGUGAAGCAAUAGUGAAACUUGCCAUUGAACACAUAUAUCCUUUAGUAUUACCAUUUGGGCGAAACAAGAUAUUGGACGAUACGUGUCUUGUAGGAGUGACCGAAGAAAACAAAUACCGCGAACAAAAUACUAGAGUAUUGGAAUCCACUGGUCAUUUGCCAAUAUUAUAUCAUAGCCCCGUUGGAGAAUUAAUUAAAAAUUGGCAACUAAACACUUUGGUACCUAAAGUAGACAAAAAUAAUGAUAUUUUAUUAAAUUAUACUGCGUAAACUUAUACAUUUUUUCUUCUGCGGUUAUAAUGUACCUAUGUUAUUAAAUGUUGAUUCUAUUAAAAGGAAUUUUAAUAUAAAAUUA
Molecule: messenger RNA, 1514 nt
Organism: Rhopalosiphum padi (bird cherry-oat aphid)
Lineage: Eukaryota; Metazoa; Arthropoda; Insecta; Hemiptera; Aphididae
Product: TATA box-binding protein-like 1
Exons: 5
Coding region: 542-1429 (295 amino acids)
Biological process (GO): DNA-templated transcription initiation
Molecular function (GO): DNA binding; general transcription initiation factor activity
Source: RefSeq, a predicted model, not a curated record